This is a messenger RNA of Gamsiella multidivaricata, 2052 nucleotides long. RefSeq names its product quinon protein alcohol dehydrogenase-like superfamily. Bases 1 to 2052 code for a protein of 683 amino acids. Lineage: Eukaryota; Fungi; Mortierellomycota; Mortierellomycetes; Mortierellales; Mortierellaceae. The record is from RefSeq and is a predicted model, not a curated record. The transcript is spliced from 2 exons. Gene Ontology annotation, molecular function: protein binding.
AUGGCCUACAGUGCACCUUCCCCUGGGAACUCGUCCGAAUUGUUGGCCCCGUCGCUCUGCCUCAACCCUGACGCUAUGGCAGACCUGGCCCCUGUCCAACCCACAACCAACAACCUCCUCCCCGCAUCCUUCCCAACUCUUUCCUGGUCUGAACAGUCCUCUGCACGAGACAAGGCCUCCAAGUCUGCAAAGAGACUGUGCUACCGACACCGGCCAGACCUACGAUCCAAAAGGGCUGCUGAUGGUAUCCAGCUCGAAGAGCUGCAGCAGGACAUGGAACAGCUCCCUCAGCAAGACCAGCGAAUCAUCUCUCACAUUUGGUCCCUCUUUGGGUCCGCACCAGCAGCCCAUCGCCAGCUCGUGCUCAGCGGCCUUCUCACCCAAUGCUGUGUGCCUCAGCUUUCCUUUCUCUCGAACCAUCUCCAACCCCUGCUCAGGAUCGACUUUUUGACCAUCCUUCCACCAGAAAUCGCUCUUCGCAUUCUUUCUCAUCUCGACGCUACCUCACUCUGCCAUGCUGCCCAAGUAUGCAAGAGCUGGAGGCGACUGGCGGACGACGACGUGGUAUGGCACCGCAUGUGCGAGCAGCACAUUGGACUUAAAUGUACAAAGUGCGGCUGGGGCCUGCCUCUACUUGACAAGAAAAAAGUUCGAACAAGACGCCAUCUGGAACAGCAGCAGCAACAACAACAACAACAACAAUCCUCGUCGCAAGGCAGCCAGGAGGAGAUCGAUGCAGGAACGCAUGCAUACGGGGCGUAUAUUCCAUCGCACCCAACACCCCCUCCUUCACUGUCUCCUACCGAGGAGCGAUCAUCAUUCAACUUGACAGGUAGACGCCGCAGCCUAUCAAGCGACAUUGAGACUGAAGACCGUUCACCAAAGCGCCCAAGACAUGAUACCCGUUCACCAUCUCCUGGAUACGAAGGAUCCAGCAGCCGUCCAACACCACUAUUCCAAGCACCGGAGCCGCCAGUCAAGCCCACUGGAACAACGAAGCGGUUAUGGAAGGACAUUUAUUCGGAGCGAUUGAUUGUGGAGCGUAACUGGAGGAAACGAAAUUUCAAGGUCAAAGAGUUUCGAGGCCAUACGGACGGCGUGAUGUGUCUUCAGUUCGACGACUCCUUCCUCAUCACUGGAUCCUACGACAAUACUGCCAAAGUAUGGAAUAUCGAGACGGGUGAAUGCCUCCGCACAUUGACCGGACAUGCGCUUUGCGUACGAGCACUCCAUUUUGACGAAGCAAAACUCAUCACCGGCUCUAUGGACAGGACUCUCAAGAUCUGGAACUACCACACUGGCCAGUGCAUUCGCACGCUUCAGGGACACACGGACGGCGUCGUCACCUUGGAUUUCGACUCCCGUAUUCUCGCCUCUGGAUCAGUCGACUCGACCAUCAAGAUCUGGAACUUUGCUACGGGCGAGUGUUCAACUCUCAAGGGACACAGCGGCCUCGUCAACAAGGUCCAGAUUUACAAGAAGACGCUGCUCUUUUCAGCGAGCGACGACACGACCGUCAAGUUGUGGGAUAUCGCAACAAGAACAUGUCUCAGGACGUUCACUGGACAUAUCGGCCGCGUGCAGUCGCUCCAGACAUCUGGGGACGCACUCAUCUCCAACCUAGCUAAUCGCAGACAUAACUUGUCAAGGGCUAUUGAAGGCGGUCACCAAUCGCCCGCGUACGACAGUGGCUCUUCUGAUAACGAGACCCGAACCAUGAUGCCAAUCAUUGUCACCGGUGGUCUGGAUAACACGCUCAAGGUGUGGAAUGCUGAGACAGGUGAGUGUCUGAACACCCUCUUCGGACACGAGGAAGGCGUCUGGUCCCUGGCAUUUGACAAGCUGCGAAUCGUCUCAGGCAGUCUUGACAAGACUAUCAAGGUGUGGGAUACGGAGACUGGCGACUGCCUCUAUACCUUGCCUGGGCUGAACAGCCCAGUAACGUGCGUCGACCUUGGAGACACUCGAGUCGCAGGUGGAUCGUUCGAUGGUACCGUCUUUGUGUGGGACUAUGGGAUUACCCGUGGUACAGUAGCUAGCCAACCUGCAUAA